CGUCUUAUGUUUUAUCACACGUGUGUACAUAAACGGAUACAGUAGUUGACGGCUGCCGUUUAACGAUAACAAACGUACUUGUUAGGAAACUAAAUUCGCGAUUUCAUUACUUUGAUAACAGCAGUGCUAAAUUGUAUUUACUCCGCGCUGUGAUAUUCUGAUUUCGAAAUUUGAAUUUAAAAUAAUAUUUUAGAGAUUUUUUUUAAUUUUAUUGCGUUCGGGAAAUGUUUAGUGUAUGGAGUGGUGAAUGAUCGAUUUACAACUGAAAUGAACAAAGAAAUAAGGAGCGUUCUGUGCGUUUUCAAUUCCAAGGUGUUCUGGACAUAAAUUACUGUGAAUGUUAGUAAAAUAUAGUGUACUAUUUAAAGGAUCGAAAUACAUUGUGCUCGGAGAAUUUUGGCUAGAUUCUUUUGUUGGCAACUACACCAGUUUUCUGACUCUACAAUUGGAUGACACCGCGAUACAAUGUGUACGUUCUUGUUGUCCGGAAGCGGCGCCCGCCGUCGCUAGCAGAGCAGCAUGCGCUCCCUGCUGGCGUACUACGCUGACGCGGUCAUGUCUGCGGCGGCGCGCGGCGCCGGUUGUGCGCGCGAGUGCAGCGGCCACGGCGACUGCAUGAACGGCACGUGCCUCUGCGAGAUACGGUACACGGGCGACGAGUGCGCGGGCCACAACAUGCCGUACCAUGCCUGCAUAGGCGGGCUCUUCCUACUGGUGGCGUUCAUAUGCGCGAUGCAGUUGACGAUAUGCAUCGUGUCGGAGUACCGCAGGCUGAAGGCGCCGACCUUCCUCCGCGCCUGCAAGGUCACGACGCAGAAGAUGCUGUACCUCAUCGCGUUCCUGGCCUCCCUCAUCCGCGGCGCGUAUUUCGUGUCACCGAACGCAUUCCACGAGGGUUGGGCGACGAGCCUCCUUUCAGCAUACUACCCGCUUAUGAUGUCCGGGUCCUCGCUCAUCGUGUGCUUCUGGGCUGAGGUGUUCCACCUCCGUGACAUACGCUGGGAGAGGCAGAGGUUCCUCUCAAAGUCUUUCGUCGCGUUCGUCGUCUUCAACGGCUUCAGCUACUCGCUGCUAGCAGCGGAGGUGCUGACAACCAAUGUUGCUGAUACAUCUCCAAAGCAAAAGAACUUCUACCAGCACAUCUUUAAUGGCUGCUACGCGGUGCUGUUCUUCAUAGUGGUUGUCUUCUUCCUCAUAUACGGGGUCGAAGUGUAUUUCAAGCUUCGCGGAGAAUUCCUCAAGGAGACAAAAGUGUUGACGAUAAUAUCACCGCGGCCCGGCCCCUCCACCGCUGCGGAGGGCGAUGACGUUCAAGACACCCUCGUCACGAAGCAGGGCGUCCAAACAGAUUUGGCCGACUCUGAUGGCAGCGUGGACCCGAGAUCAGUGAACCAUUCCCAGCUGCACCAGUCACGCCUAGGCCUGGUCAGUCAGGCGUUGAUGCUGAUACUCAUCGUGGGCUUCCUAGCUUCCGAGACCCUCAGCGAGUUCUGGAAAGCCAAAGUGCCAGUGGGAUCGCGCAACUGGCACGACCUGGUGUUCCGUAUCGUGGAGAUCGGCGUCGCGCUAUGGUUCCCCUGCGUGCUGUGGAACUGCAUGGCGCCCGAGCGGCUCUGGUUGCUCAACCCGCGACGGUUGCUCGCGCGGCAACUCGACGAUGCGCGCCUGGCGGACCUGGUCUCGCCGCACCGCCCUGCCAACGAUGCCAAGAAUGUGGAGACGGACUCGCUCGUGGGGAGCGUGGGCUCGAGUCGAGACUGCUGGAUCUGCUACGACAGCGCGCGGCCGGAGCCGCUUAUCACGCCGUGCCGGUGCACUGGGGAUGUGGCCGCCGUGCAUCAUGACUGCUUGAGGAGGUGGCUCGUGGAGAGUUCCAGAAAUACCGACGGCCUAAAAUGCAAGGUCUGCAACACCCCUUACAUCGUACAAGAGACAAACAAGGUGGAGUGGGAGCGCGGCUUCACGUGCGCGCACUGGGUGCGCACGGCGCUGGGCGUGGCGUGCGUGUGCGGCGCGGCGGGUGCGGGCUGGGCGCUCGUGCAGUUGUACCCCGCGCCCGUGCCACGCCUUCUGGCCGCCGGAGCCGCGCUCAUCAUCUGCUACAUCGCGCUUCAAUUCCUGGCAAAGGAUACAGCAAUGGCUCUGCAACGUGCCAAGGUAUUGUCGCUACGGAUCCUCACGGAGCCGAACGAGGUGUCAGCAGCUGACGAGACCCAGUUAGCGACCAUCAGCAAAACCGUCACUGUGGAAAUCGCUUCCAAGACCGUCCUCGAUCAAGCAUUGAAGGGAGACGUCGAGUAA
Molecule: messenger RNA, 2301 nt
Organism: Pararge aegeria (speckled wood butterfly)
Lineage: Eukaryota; Metazoa; Arthropoda; Insecta; Lepidoptera; Nymphalidae
Exons: 13
Coding region: 520-2301 (593 amino acids)
Molecular function (GO): zinc ion binding
Source: RefSeq, a predicted model, not a curated record